Molecule: messenger RNA, 2178 nt
Organism: Musca vetustissima
Lineage: Eukaryota; Metazoa; Arthropoda; Insecta; Diptera; Muscidae
Product: golgin subfamily A member 4-like
Exons: 3
Coding region: 1-2178 (725 amino acids)
Source: RefSeq, a predicted model, not a curated record
AUGAAAGAAAAUGAAAUUUUAAUUCUGAAAACAUCUUUACAAUCAACGAAUAAAAAGAUAGCAAACGAAGCCGAAAUCAAACAACAAUUGCAGCAACAACUCUCAGAGAACGAGAAUAAGUUUAAGGAUUUACAGCAAGAAAAUACUCGCCUUGUUAAUAAGAACGAAUAUAACAUAAAACAACUGGCAUUGAAAUCAAGGGAAAUGUCUGUGUUAAAGGAAUUUCUGAACCGAAAAAUCGGAAAUUCUGAUAAAGCUGCAACUAAUACUCCAGUGACUGAGAUUGCGAACAUUUGCAAACGCAAUGUCGAAAAUGCUAUCGACAACAAUACUACAGAUCUAAAGAUUAAACAUCUUCAAUAUCAAAUGGAGAAGGAAAUUGAAAAUAAUACAAAACUGCUAUUGGAUAAUAAGAAAUUGCAAAGUCAAAUUCAACAAAGUGCAAAAGCCACUAGUUGCCCUCAAUGCCGUGAAGAAAAUCCUACGUCCCAUAAGAUAUUUUUAAUUUUAAACGAUGAUCCGGAAGUGCCACAAUCAGUUCCUUCUAUUGACAUUGUAGAAGUACUAAAAGCAAGACUAGAUUCAAGCCUUGACAAAAUACAUCUACUUGAGGUACAGUUGUGUGAAGAUGAAAGCAAUUUUCUUCAAAUGCAACAACAAUAUUCUCUUGAACAGGAAAUGAGAAUAAAAUUGCAACGGGAAAUUGACCAAGUAGCCAUUACAGAAGAACAUUUUCUCCAAAUGCAUUCGUUAUACUCCGAAUCAGAAGAUCGAGCGAAAAUAUUGCAAGAGGAAAUUCUACAUCUUACUGCUGAAAAUGAACGUAAAUCUGAAGAUAUUAAAAUUAAGGAAAAAGAAAUUUCAUUUCUGAAAACAUCUUUACAAUCAGCGGUUAAAAAAAUAGCAAAAGAAGUGCAAAUCAAACAACAAUUGCAGCAACAACUCUCAGAGAACGAGAAUAAGAUUAAGGAUUUACAGCAAGAAAAUACUCGCCUUGUUAAUAAGAACGAAUAUAACAUAAAAGAACUGGCAUUGAAAUCAAGGGAAAUAUCUGUGUUAAAGGAAUUUCUGAACCGAAAAAUCGGAAAUUGUGAUAAAGCUGCAACUAGUACCCCAGUGCCUGAGAUUGCGAACAUUUGCAAAUGCAAUGUCGAAAAUGCUAUCGACAAUAAUACUACAGAUCUGAAGGUUAAAAAUCUUCAAUAUCAACUAGAGAAGGAAAUUGAAAAUAAUACAAAAUUGCUAUUGGAUAAUAAGAAAUUGCAAAGUAAGAUUCAACAAUGUGCAAAAGCCACAUGUUGUCCUCAAUGCCGCGAAGAAAAUCCUACUUCCCAUAAAAUAUUUUUAAUUCUCAACGAUGAUCCGGUAGUUCCACCAUCAGUUCAUUCGAUUGACUUGGUAGAAGAGCUGCAAGCAAAACUAGAGUCAAGCCUUGAAAAAAUACAUGAACUCGAUGAACAGUUGAGGGAAAAUGAAAGUAAUUUUCUUCAAAUGCAGAAACAGUAUUCGGUUGAGCAACGAAUGAGAGAAAAGUUCCAACAGGAAAUUGACGAAGUAGCCAUUACCGAUGAAUAUUUUCUCCAAUUGCAUUCGUUGUAUUCCGAAUCAGAAGAUCAAGUGAAAAAAUUGCAAGAGAAAAUUCUACAUCUUACCAAUGAAAAUCAACGUCAAUCUGAGAAAAUCAGAAUUAAAAAUAAUAAAAUCGUGACUCUGAAAAAAUCUGUACAAUCAACGGAUAGAAAAAUAGCCAAUGAGGGCGAAAUCAUACAAAAAUUGCGACAACAACUCUCAGAGCAUGAGAACAAGGUUAAGGCUUUACAGCAAGAAAAUAAUCGCCUUGUUAAUAAGAACGAAUAUAACACAAAAGAAUUGGCAUUGAAAUCAAGAGAAAUGUCUGUGUUGAAGGAAUUUUUAGACCGAAGAGUUAAAAACUCAGGUAAUGCUGCGGCUAAUACUGCAGUUCGAAAGAAACUAUGCAAAUGCAAUGUUGAGCCCGCAGUCGAAAACAAUACUACAGAUCAAAAGGUUAAACAUCUUCAAUGUGAGCUGAAGAAGGAAAUUGAAAAUAAUACAAAACUAUUAUUGGAUAAAAAGAAAUUAAAAAGACGGAUAAAGCAAAUGGAAAAGAAUUUUGAUCAUUCGCAAAUCCUAUGUAGCAAUACGUCGAUAGGCAAAUGA